Phytophthora nicotianae INRA-310 is the source of this 2849-nucleotide messenger RNA. RefSeq names its product malate synthase A. Gene Ontology annotation, biological process: glyoxylate cycle. Gene Ontology annotation, cellular component: cytoplasm. Gene Ontology annotation, molecular function: malate synthase activity. The record is from RefSeq and is a predicted model, not a curated record. Lineage: Eukaryota; Oomycota; Peronosporomycetes; Peronosporales; Peronosporaceae. Bases 229 to 1956 code for a protein of 575 amino acids. The transcript has 9 exons.
CAUCUUUUGCGCAGCUCAAACUCCCGCAGCAAAGCGUGUGCCAGAUCGCCCACAAGCUUCACGUCGUUCGGUACCAGAUACCAGCACGAUGAGAACCCACGGCGCCGCUGCACGUGGCGUCCCACGUCGUCCGCGAACACGAGGCGCACCCGGACAUCCAUGAUAAUUGAUGGAGUAGCUGCUCAAUAAUCUUCACACCUUAUCAUUGGUCAUAAUUCAUUUCUGCCAAUGAAACCACCUAAUGCGAUGAGAAUCAGAUUAUUAGCGGUCUUGAUCAUGGAGCGCAUCAACCGCUUGCACGCGCACAUUAGCGCGGCUUCAACGUCUUCGUCUUCGUCCACCGACGUAUUUGUGUCGCCUAGAGAUGCUUCAUGCCCUCAGAAUGUCUAUGACGCAGUGCUGUCACCUGCUGCGCUCGAGUUUGUGGCGGAGCUGGCUGCUACAUUCCAACAUGAAGUCGAGCAGCUGCACGCGAGACGUCAAGCUCGACGUUUAGCGACAGAGCAGAAUGGAGCGAUGCCUCAUUUUCUAGAAGAGACACGAGCGAUAAGAGAAGAUGAAACAUGGCGGGUCGAUCCUCAGCCAAACGCGCUGAUGGACCGACGCGUCGAUAUCGGAGACGUGUCACCUGCGAACCGAAAAUUUCUACUGCGUGCAUUGAACUCUGGCGCGCAGGGUGUGCAAGUGGAUUUCGAUGACGGGCAUUGUCCGACAUGGAGCAACACGCUUCAGGGCCACUUUAAUGUUCUACAAGCUGCUCGAGGCUUGCUGGAAGUGUCAGGACAGACGACUGUUGCCAACCCGGCGCUUCUGGUUAUCCGUCCAAGAGCGUGGAAUAUGGAUGAACCGCACAUGGUAGUGAAUGGGCGUGUUGUGCCUGGUGCGCUUUUUGAUUUCGGGAUGCACCUGUUCCACAAUGGCAAACAUCUUUUGAACAAUGGAACGGGGCCGUUCUUGUAUCUCCCCAAGUUGGAAGGAUACAAGGAAGCUGCGCUAUGGCGAAGAAUCUUUGAGUACACGGAGAAGAAACUUGAGUUUGCCCGCGGACGCAUCAAGGCGACGGUGCUGAUCGAGAAUAUUUUUGCUGCAUUCGAGAUGGAUGAAAUUCUGUUUGAACUUCGUCACUACUCCUCUGGUCUAAACUGCGGCAUGUGGGACUACACGGCGUCCAUUGUUGUCAAUUUCCGCCAUCGUCCUGCGUUUUUGUUGCCAGACCGUCAGCAGUUCGUCUCGAUGAAGUCUGACUUUCUCAGAUACUAUAUGGAUCUGCUGAUAGCCACAUGCAAGCGACGUCAUGCACCGGCAACUACCGGCAUGGUGCCUUUUGUUCUUGCGGAGUUGCCGCCGGGAUUCUCACAAGCUGAAGCGAUUGAGAAAACUCGAACAGGAAAAACGAUGGAAGCUUUGGCUGGAUCUGACGGAGCGCUGGUGUAUGACUUGGCACUUGUAAAACCCGGGGCGGAAGUAUUUACGUCAGCGCGUGAACGCACGACCAAAGCUGGAUUUUCAUAUGUUGCAGUUGACGAAAGACUGUUCACCGAAAAGCUGCUUACUCUUCCAAAGGGAGACGUCACGCUACAAUCCGUGGAGAUGAACGUACAUGUGGCACUUCUGUACGUGCUUCACUGGUUGUACGGACAAGGCACUGUCGUCGUGAAUGGAUGUGUAGAAGAUUCGGCCACGGCUGAAAUCUCACGUGCGCAACUAUGGCAAUGGGUGCAUCAUCGCGUUACAAUCACUGGAACUCCACAGCAAAUCAACGCCUCGCUCAUUGGUAAGAUUCUGCGUAAACUUUGCCACGAGGAAAAUCGCGACCAACGUCAUCCACCUCAGUACAUGGAGGUAGCUCAACACCUCGUACUCCUGUUAUCAACGAUGCGAUCCCCUCCUGCGUUCAUUACGACGUUCCUCCAAGAGCAGGAGGCACUCACGAAAGCACUCAACACCACCAAGUAGUACAUGCAUUGACAGGGCGAUACAGAAUCCAGCAGCGGUAGUGAAGUACAAAUUGGAACUGUAUUGACAUGAUUGAUAUCGGCACGCAGAAGACUCAUGCAAAGCUCUCCAUGGCUGCAGGUGCAUUGUCAACCACUUCAUAGCCAUGGCCUUUGAGUGGAAUCACAUCUGAUGCAUUUGUGUUUUCAUCCUUGGUGUUUUUUACAAAGCUCUUGACAACCAAUUCGCGAUCCAGAAUUUGAUUCAGCUCGCCAUCUGUAAUGCCCCCACUCUCGACGCCCUUACGAAUCUCCACGUCGUCUCUCAGGAGUUCCUCCAACUCCGAAUUUGUGAGCUUGGCGCUCUCUGCUGGGGUCGUUCGCUGCUUGAAUCCACCACGCUGGAUGACAACGCGCUCGAGUUUGCGCUUCUCGAAUGCUCGCUGAGUCAUGCGGUCUUCGAAAGAGUUCUCAGUCACAAGACGAUACACGAUGAUCUCGUUCUUUUGACCGAUUCUGUGGCAACGAUCCAUAGCCUGGUUGUCCUGCUGAGGGUUCCAGUCCGAGUCGUAGAAAAUGACUGUGUCAGCUGCGAUCAGAUUAAUACCGAGACCGCCAGCACGCGUAGAGAGCAUGAACACGAAGAUGUUAUCGUCGUGGUUAGUAGAACCCGAUCCAGCCGAUACCUUGUUGAACUUCUCCAUCUGAUCAACACGGUCCAUCAGUUUGGUGCUGCCGUCAAGUCUGCAGUAGCUGUACUCGCGCAUGCGGAGGUAGUCCUCCAGAAUGUCCAUCAUCCGUGUCAUCUGACUGAAAAUAAGGACUUUAUGGCCCUUGCGCUUGAGCUGCCUUAGCAUCCGAUCCAGAAUACUCAACUUUCCAGACGUUUCCACGAUCAUCUCAUCCGUAAUAACC